AUGCUGCUGUUGUUGCCAGCCAUCAUGCUGCUGUUGUCGACCAUCAUGCUGCUGUUGUGGCUCACCGUGUUGCUGUUGCAACGGCUUGUCGCCAGCAGGCUGCUGCACACUACAGCCCCCUUCGACCUGCUGUACUGUACAGCCCUGCGCGGUCUGUACUUC
This is a messenger RNA of Enterobius vermicularis (human pinworm), 162 nucleotides long. Lineage: Eukaryota; Metazoa; Nematoda; Chromadorea; Rhabditida; Oxyuridae. The record is from the annotation of a GenBank genome assembly.